GCCUGACUGAAUCUCACAGCCGUCCGCCUGCCACGGAAACCGAGACUCGGACCCAGAUCCUGAACUUGACUGCGCAGAAAGGGAGCGGUGAGAGAGCGCGUGUGAUACAGCAGAAAGAUGCUACAUGUGGUACCUCUGAACCCUAUCAUUAUCAUCAUCAACUACUAAGGGAGUCUUAAAGGGCCUAAAAGUAGUUCUGUUACAAUUCGUGAUCUUAAAAGAAUUGAAAAGGGAGAAGAAGAAGAAUACCCAAGAGUGAAGAGGGGUAAGGAAGGAUGGAAAAAAAGGUGACUGAUCUACAUAUCAAAAGAAUAUGGCUGCACAAAUAUCAGAAACUGAUCAGAUUAAACAGUUUAAAGAAUUUCUUGGAACUUACAAUAAACUCACAGAAACUUGUUUUCUGGAUUGUGUUAAAGACUUCACAACAAGAGAGGUUAAACCAGAAGAGUCUACCUGCUCAGAACACUGCCUACAAAAAUAUUUAAAAAUGACACAAAGAAUAUCCUUGAGAUUUCAAGAGUAUCAUAUUCAACAGAAUGAAGCUCUGGCUGCCAAAGCAGGACUCCUUGGCCAACCACGAUAGAAAAGUGUUUAUGGAUGGACCUUUCCAUAUUGCAGUGCCAACAGUUGUUGCAUUGGAAGUAGGAGUUCUUUUGAUCUUAAACUGUUGUGGAUAUUUUCACCAUGUCAUUGAUUUUGAGCAUUUGGCAAGUGGAAACCAUUGGAGAAACAAAUGUGCUUCUUACCAGGAAUAAGCAAAGUACAAGAUCUUGUCUUACUGUGCAAUGAAAAUAUUAAGAUGCAACCUUUGUGGGGGCCUUAAAAUUCAACAGCCUGGCCACUUGAUUAGCAAAAUAAACCAUUGUUUCUUCAAUUGUGACUGUUAAUUUUAAAGCAAAGUAUGUGUUCAAUCAUGUGUAACAUAAAAAUUAUUUUUAUUACCAAAAGUAAAAUAAGUGGCAACAUUUAAGUUCAUAUUUUUAUCAAUAAGCAGCUGUUUAUACCAAGAAUUACCAUAGUAUCCAGACUGGAGUUUAUCUGAAUACUUACCUGAAAUAUUUUUCACUCAGGAUCAUCCUCAAGGCAUUCCUGUUCAUUCAUUUCUGCCUCAAAUUGCUGGUAAAUACACAAGAGUUAUUUGCUGAUCAUUUCAAUGCAGUCUUUCCUUCCCUCCCCUUCACUCUGUUCUCCCUGUCUCUCUCCCUCCCCCAGUCUGUCUUUCUCUGCCAGGAUGGGCAUUUGACUUUUUUCCUGUACUUCUAGGAAAAAUCGCAUCCAAGACUAGCAUUAAGAAGUAUGUUUACUGACAGUCAUGGUCUUUACACAAAUUAUGAGAAGGAAGUAUGCAUGAUAGGGUCAGAUCACCUAUAUAUAAUUCAUUUAUCGCCACUUAAAUUUUGGAUCAGCCAGAUUUUCUCUCUUAAAUAUGCCCAAGUUAAAUAAGAGAAACCAAAGUUAAAUCAUUUAUUGGCUAAAAAAAAUGCACAAAUAAAAUGAGUAUCUAUGAAAAGUAAUGGUUGACUCCGGCAUAAGAGGAUGAGUUUUUGUAAACAGUUUUAAUCUGAUGGCAAAUAAAAGACAACUAUAGCUAACAAUGAUCUUAUUUGGGUAAAUUCCAUUUGAUUCAAAUAUGAAGUUGUAGUUCAAAAGAUAAAAGACUUUAGGUCUAACAAAAGUGGCUUAUUGUGUUUCUGUCAUUGAUGAAAAAAAACAUAUUUUGAUAUAAUGAUGUAACUUGAAGUAGAAUGGAAAAAUCCUUGUGAUAAAUUUACAUAUGCUUUUUUUAAAAGCCUCCUUUAGAAACUGAACCAUUUCACUUCAUUAUCUGGCCUCAGCAGACACAACUAUU
Messenger RNA from Gracilinanus agilis (Agile Gracile Mouse Opossum), 1849 nucleotides. It is a transcript of the gene TIMM9, whose product is annotated as translocase of inner mitochondrial membrane 9. The coding region runs from base 314 to 583 and encodes 89 amino acids. The record is from RefSeq and is a predicted model, not a curated record. Lineage: Eukaryota; Metazoa; Chordata; Mammalia; Didelphimorphia; Didelphidae. The transcript has 5 exons.